AUGCAUUGCCAAUGUCGUGCAGCACCCUGGAGAACUUUCAUCCAGGGCUUGGCACAAGUUCACAGCCUACAAAUCUCGACCAGGACAGCUCGACCAUGGCGUGCAGCGUCGGCACUCCCGUCUCCCGCGAGAUAUAGUCGGGGAUUCACGGCUUCAUCGGGCUGGAGACAGGAAGCUACGAGGUCGGCAGUCGCACCUGAAAACGCGACCGUCUCUGACAAAGAUGCUGUCGCGGAUGCAGCGGAACGGCCAACUGUGGCUGGGGCGAAACGCGCGCGAAGGAACCGAAUGACCGAUGGGAAGGCUGACAGUGAACCUUUGCCAUGGAAAUCGACGAAAGCUCGUGCGAACGAUACUUCGCCCGCGGUACCAACGCCGAAACAUAAGCAUAACAAGUUCAAGCCUCUCGAUCAAACAUCCGACCCGAACGCCCUGAAGCCCAAGACUCCCGAUUGGAAGAGCCAAAAGGCUGCUUUGAAGGAGAAAUUUCCCGAGGGCUGGCAGCCUCGCAAGCGGUUAUCCCCUGAUGCUUUAGCGGGGAUACGUGCGCUCAACGCCCAGUUUCCAGACACAUACACUACAGAGGCGCUGGCAGACAAGUUUGAAGUGUCUGUGGAGUCGAUACGGCGGAUUCUCAAGAGUAAAUGGACGCCGUCCGCGCAGGAGGAGCAGGAUAGACAGGAGAGGUGGUUUAGGCGGGGGAUGCAGGUGUGGGAGAGGAAGGCGGCUCUUGGGGUGAAGCCGCCGAAGAGAUGGAGGCGGGAGGGUAUUGUGAGGGAUAGCGCGUGGCAUGACAGGAAGAAGGGAGCGAUUAGGCGAGAGAGGAAGUGGGAGGAGCAGGAGAGGGAGGAUGAGAGGACGAGGAGGAAUUAUGGCGAGAAGGGCGGUGACGAUUUUGCUAAGACGGGUGGAAGUGAGGACGGGAACGAGAAUGGGAAAGGGGGAUGGUAG
Molecule: messenger RNA, 951 nt
Organism: Pochonia chlamydosporia 170
Lineage: Eukaryota; Fungi; Ascomycota; Sordariomycetes; Hypocreales; Clavicipitaceae
Product: mitochondrion organization and biogenesis protein
Exons: 1
Coding region: 1-951 (316 amino acids)
Cellular component (GO): nucleus
Source: RefSeq, a predicted model, not a curated record